UCCCAGGCCCUCAGCGAACGGCAUCUGCUGCGAUCGGCUGUAUUAGCCUGGCUGGCACACAACAGUUAACGACCAGGCCUGGCUGAGUGCCCGGCUAAGCCCGUGCCCGAGAGCCAGCCAGCCCCUUUCGUUAUCUCAGUUGCUGGGAGAAUCGGACAGGAAGAGACCCGUGAAGUACCGAAGACAAAAGCUACUAGGAUUGCUGCGGGGGGGAGGGCAGGGGGGUGUCUUCCGGGUGGCACUGAGCCCAGGAAACUUUCUUCUCCAGCUUACUUCUCCAGAGGGUUCUACAUUGGCCCUUCCACCUCCAGCAAGAGCAAAAGGGAGGCGGGCGCUGCAGAGGGCCUCUGUCCUGCCGGGGCAGCUCAGUCCUGCCCAGCCGUCUGUGGUCACGCACAAGCGUGGAGAAAGACAGAACAACCGCCACGGCUGUUGUGAUGCGACUCUGAUGUGACGACUGUUUACUGAGCACCUACUAUGCGCCAGGCACGCCAACCUUGGCUGGCAAGAUCCUUGUGUUCGUGGAACUCAUGUUCUUUCAGUAGAGGCAAAUAGUCAACAAGUAGAAGCAUACCCGCUGGUGACCGCGUGGCUGAAGCCCGUUACGUAAACCCCCCGGGAAGAUGAUGGAGGAGCCAGCCUUCCGGCCGGGCGCACGGAUGCCAAGUUGUCGCUUGUUCUCUCUGCUUCCAGCGACAUGGACGCGGAGAGGGAAGCUCUGCAGGGCACCGCUUACCCCGAAGUGCAGACCUUCUGCCAGAAGCACGGCUUGAUGUUCGAGGUCGUUGAUCUGAGGUGGGGUGUUCCGAACGCUGAGGCCACCAACUACCUGACCACGGAACUCUGCUUGGAGGAGGUCGACCGCUGUCAGAAAACAUCCGUAGGACCCGCUUUUGUUGCCCUCCUGGGGGACCUGUACGGCCCCUGCCCGCCCCCCGCGCUGAUCGAGGAGAAGGAGUGGGAGGCGCUGAGGGCGCAGCUGGCCGCCAGGCCGAAGGACCUGGAGCUGGUGGCCCGGCGCUUCCGGAGGGACGAGAACGCCGUCCCCCCGACCUACGUCCUGCAGGCGCCACGUGCCGGGGAGGCCUGCGGGCCCGAGGAGGCCACCCUGACCUCCGUCCUGCACUCCGGAGCCCAGGAGGCCUGGAGGCUGGGCCUCAUCUCGCAGGAGCAGUGGCACCGCUACCACCGGUCAGUCAUCGAGUGGGAGAUAGAGCGGGGCGUGCUGAGCUCAGAGAGCGCGGACCGGGGAGCCACCGUCUUCCUUCGGGAAAUCCAGGACCUCAACAAACACAUCCUGGAAGACUGCGCCCUCAGGGCGGUGGACCGGCUCGCGGACGGCUGCCUGGACGCCGAGGCCCAGAGCCUUCUGGGCGGCCUCAAGGGGCGCGUAGCCGGCGCCCGGCCGGGGGUCCUCAAGCUCCACCAGCUCCCGUGGAGCCGCGACCUGGUGAGCCCCAGGAACAAGGCCCAUGCGCGCUACCUGAGGGAGCUGAGCGAGCAGUUCGUGGCCAGGGCCAACCACCAGGUCCUGGAGCACCUGCGCGAGCUGGAGGUGGCCGGGCAGGAGCUGGGGUGGCUCUACCAGGAGAUCCGCCACCACCUCUGGCAGAGUGCCGAGGCCACCCGGGCCUUCUGCGGCCGCCAGGAGCUCCUGGCCCGGCUCGGGCAGCGGCUCAGGCAGGACGACGGCAGGCCCCACGCCCCACUGGUGCUCUCGGGGCCUGCGGGCGUCGGGAAGACGGCCUUGCUGUGCAAGCUGGCCGGGCAGGUGCCGGGGCUGCUCGGCCACAAGGCGGUGACCGUCCUGCGGCUGCUGGGGACGUCACAGAUGAGCUCGGACCCCCGCAGCCUUCUUAAGGGCAUCUGCUUCCAGGUGUGCCUGGCCUACGGGCUGCCCCUGCCCCCCGCCCAGGUCCUGGCCGCGCACUCCAGGGUGGUCCAGUUCUUCCACGUCCUCCUCCGCACGGUCUCCUGCAGAAACUUCGAGUCCCUGGUGCUCCUGCUGGAUUCCCUGGACGACCUGGACUGGGCCCCCCACGCCAGGAGGGUCCCCUGGCUGCCCCUCACGUGCCCCCCGAAAGUGCACCUGGUCCUCUCGGCUUGCUCGGGGCCCGGGGGGGCUGUGAGCGCCGUGCGGCAGGUGCUGGCGGACCCGGGGGCUCGCUGGGAGGUGACGCCCCUCUCGGGAAACCUGGGGCAGGAGAUGGUCCAGCUCCUGCUGGUGGCCGCCAGGAGGGCGCUGACCCCGGUGCAGAGGGACCUGCUCUGGGCCAGCCUCCCGGAGUGCGGGCACCCGGGCCGGCUGAGGCUGGCCUUCGAGGAGGCCCGCCAGUGGGCCUCCUUUUCCGUGCCGGCCCCUUUAGCCACCACGGCCGAGGAAGCGACACACCAGCUCUGCGCCCGCCUGGAGCAGACACACGGGCAGCUGCUCGUGGGCCGCGUGCUCGGCUACAUCGUGUCUUCCCGGUGCGGGCUCUCAGAGGCGGAGCUGAAGGACGUCCUGUCCUUGGACGACGAGGUCCUGCAGGCCGCCUACCGGGACUGGACCCCGCCCAGCAAGGAGCUGCUGCGGUUCCCGCCCCUGCUGUGGGUGCGGCUCCGUCGCGACCUGGGCUACUGCUUGGCCCGGCGGCCCGCAGACGGCUUCACGCUCCUGGCCAUCGGCCACAGACAGCUGGCCGAGGUGGUCCGCGAGCGCUACCUGCCGGGGCCCGAGAGAGCCAAGAGGCACAGCGUCUUGGCCGACUUUUUCUCGGGCGCCUGGAGCCAAGGCACCAAGAAACUCAUCACCCUGCCGCUCGUGGGGAAGCCCCUGAACUUGGACCGCAAGGUGGCCCCUCAGCCCCUGUGGUUCUCGGACACGGUGGCCAACGUGCGCAAGCUGAAGGAGCUGCCCCACCACCUGCUCCGCUCGGGCCGCCUGGAGGAGCUGAAGCGGGAGGUGCUGGGCAACAUGAGCUGGAUUUCUUGCCGGGCCAUCUCCGGGGACAUUGAGGACCUGCUGGACGAUUUCGACCGGUGUGCCCCUUACCUGGACUGUCCUGAGGUCCGCCUGGUCCGCGAAGCCCUCCAGCUCUGCCGCCCGGCCGUGGAGCUCCGAGGCAUGGAGCGGAGCCUCCUCUACACGGAACUCCUGGCCAGACUCUGCUUCUUCGCCGCCUCGCACAGAGCGCUGGUGGGGCCGCUGUGCCAGCAGGCCCAGAGCUGGUUCCGGGUGUGCCCACACCCCGUGCUGGUGCCCCUGGCGGGCUUCCUCCAGCCCCCGGGGGGGCCCCUCCGGGCGACCCUCACCGGCUGUCACAAAGGCAUCACUGCCAUGGCGUGGGGCGUGGAGGAGAUGCUGCUGGUGGUUGGCACCCAGGACGGCAUCGUGGCUGUGUGGGACAUGGAAGACCAGCAGGUGACGCACAUUCUAACCGGACACACAGGAGAGGUGAGGUGUGUGGAAGUGUUUGCCAAGGGGACCCGGGCCAUCUCUGCUUCGAAGGACCGCACGCUGCGCUGGUGGGAUUUAUUCUCUGGCCAGGAGAAAUUCACCAUUUGGGAUGAUGGCGCCAACACUCCCGCGGAGCCUCGGAGCUGGAGCCUUCGUGUAGAUGAAGCAAACAAGGUUGUCUACUCGGCGUCUGGCUCAAAGAUCCAUGCUUGGAAUCUAGAAACUGCAGAACUGGUUUUCCGAAUCCCGGGAGACGCCUCUGAUCCCUGGGUGUGCACGGCCGUGCUGGCCCCGCAGGCCAGGCUGAUGGCAGUGUCGGAGCGCGGCGUGGCCAGCGCGUGGAGCUCCGCCACGGGAAAACUGCAGGGCACGCGGCGCCUGUCCAGCGUCGAAGGAGAAACCCCUGCCUGUGCGGUCUCAGUGCAGACACAAGGAAGGCUGGUCACUGGGUUUAGCAACGGCUCCAUCUCUUUGGUAGGCAACUUUACUGGCUAUAAUGAGAAAAUUAAAUCAGCCCUAAAACCAGGUUGUCUCAUAGUUCCGGAGGCCUGAAGUCUGAAACUAGCAGGGUUCGGAAGAUCCGUGCGGAUAUUCCUGGCCGACUCACAGGGCUUUCACCGGUUCACGGCCACCGAGCUGCAACACGAGGACAGGGUCCAGACGGCUGUGUUCGGUCCCAGGAACAACCUGAUCGUCACCGGGUCCCUCGACGCGCUCAUUCAGGUGUGGAGUCUGUCGGAACAGGGGACCCUGCUGCACAUCCUGGAAGGCGUGGGGGCCCCCGUGAGCCUGCUGGCCCGGGGCGGGGCCUUGGUGGCAUCUGCUUCCUGGCAGUCCUCCUCCUUCAAAGUCUGGGACCUUGCCAACGCCGGGAAACCCCUGGGAUCUGCCCCCUUUCUGGACCGCACGGGCCUCACUGCGGUGUCCCACAACGGGGGCUACGUCUACUUCCCCAAAACCGGGGACAAAAGCAAAGUCGCCAUCUGGGACUCGGCGGAAGGUGAGGAACAAGACGUCCUGGACACUUCCAGUGAGGUCAGGUGUCUGGAGGUCGCCGAGCAGCUCAAGCUCCUUUUCACUGGCCUUGUUUCGGGGACCGUCCUGGUGUUCCCCCUGAAUUCCAGGCAGGAUGUGAUGUGCAUCCCCCCUCCCGAGGCCCGGAAAGCCAUCAACUGCAUGGCCUUGAGCAAGGGGGAGGACCGCCUUGCCGUUGCCUACGACAACAUUGUCCUGGUCCUGGACGUCAGCCCCGGGGACCCCUGUCCGGUCGUCGACGGGCCAACGUACACCUUUUACACCCAGCUGCCCGAGACCAUCUCCAGCGUGGCCGUGCUGCGAGACUACCGCGUGGUCUACGGCAUGACUGCCGGCGGCCUCUUCCUCUACGAGUGCGCGCACGCCAAAGUGUCCCCCUUGGAGGCGCACAGGGGCCGGGUCACCUGCGCGGAGGUCAGCCACGGGGAGCAGCUGGCGGUCAGCGGGUCCGAGGAAGGCGUGCUGUGUCUCUGGGACCUGCAGGUGUGCAGGUGGAAAUUCGAGAUGAGCUACACGAGCUCUUACUGCAGAGGGGUCCAAUGCGCUUGCUUCUCCAAGGAUGACAAGUACGUGUUUGCAGGCUUAAAGGAUCGUUCCAUAAUUGUCUGGAGUGUGUCAGAUGGCACCCUGCUGGCUGUCCAGUUUGUCCAUGCUGUGGUAAACAGAAUCAUUCCAACCUCCAAUGGCUUCAUUGCCCCCACCAGACAUGGUUAUCUCAUCCGAGAGCGUUUCCAGUGCCCUUCAUCAAGAGCCUCGCAGCAAGACCCUCUCAAAAACUUCAAGAAGGCAGUGUGGAUGGUCAAAUCCAGGCAGAGAGAAGAGCUGGCUGCAGCUGCAGGAGCACCCCAGGAGUUGGGAUCAGAAAGUGCCCAGGGAAAUGAAUCCAAAUCAAACAAACGCUCACAAGUCUGCCUGAUUGUGUAGAAACCCUCUGUGGGGGCAUGGGGCUCCAAUGAGUUAGUCUCAUUUAAUCUGGUUGAAGCAAAGAGAAUGUAUUUCCUGGUGUAUACCUGGACCCAAGGCCUCAGAUUGUUUGACUCAGACAUCAUCUCUUCCCAUCUUUCUAUUCUUCUUUCCUCAUUGUUGGUUUUAGUCUCAGAUCUUCCACCCCCAGGUUAUCAACAUGGUGGCCAACAUGCUGCUUUCUCCAAGUUCAAUAGAAAAGAGGGCUUCCCUUUCCCACAGUUUGAACCAAAGUCCUGGCCUCAACUCUAUUGGUCCCAGUUGGUUCAUAAUCGGAACAAGUGAUUAUCUCUGGGAUCAUGUAGCACUCUGAUUGGCUGGAUGGAUCCAAUGCCCACCAAUGGGGCUGAGGUUGGAGAUGACACCACCCAGUCAUGUAGGCUGAGAAUGGAAGAGAAUAUUCUGGGAGGCAAACUGGGGCGCUGGUACCAGGUAAAGGGGGGAUGGAUGAGUGUGAGACAGACCAAACCACUGAUGAGGAUCAGUCUAUAGAGCACCUGGUGUCGUCAUCUGAUCGUCACCACAGCCCAUCCUUUGGGGAGGGCAGGAGUUUCCGCAUCCAUUUUACAGAUGCUGAAACGGAGCCUUGCAGAGGUAGCUGGGAUUUGCUCCGGGUCACAGGCCCAGGGUGCAAGAGCUCUAAGAGCCAGGAGCCUUUUGUCCCAAGCCUUGUUGGACCACCGUAUUCUAAUUUUAGUCUCGGAAGCAUGACUGUCUAUUCCACAGGUGGCACCCUCAAAUGCUCCCCGAGGCUAGUGAACCAUCUGGAGCCAUCUAUUUCCAUGCACCUAGGUGAGCAGCAGGAAGGGAUGGAGGCUCUGGACACAUGGAGGGCACAGGUCAUGUCUAGGGUGGGCACAGGCACCCUGACAGUAGCCCAGAAUCAAUGUGACAAAACAAGCUCAUUGUCAGAUCUUCCUGUUGUCAUAAGCAAAGCCAGAAAUGCAGACUUUCAGGCAAAAACAUUCCCAUGUUUUAAAGUGGGCAGUUGGCUCAAAUUUAUAUCUAUAGGUGUGUUUGGCCUUCGUGCCUUUGGUUUAGGAGCUGACUUCAUGAUCCAAGUUGGCAUUAAAACAAUAACCAUGUUAUAGUUCUCCCAUCCCUCUUCCCUGACUUCCAAACUUUCAGGACAAAGAUGCUUUUUUAAUCUUAAAAACUGGAAGCUCUUAGAAGUCGACAGAAAGAGCUGCUGACAUAUCUCUGCUUCACUUUUUAACCAUCUGCCUUGUGCAAGUUCAACAGUCGAACUGUUUUCAUUCCAUGUAAAUGGACCUUUUUUUUCUUUGCCCACGGCUUUCUAAAAUUCCCACUAGCUUCCGGGGCUUUUGCUAUAACGAUAGGAGAGUCCAAACCUUCAAGGUGCUGUUCCUUCUCCCCUUUGUGGAAUUCCAGACAGAGUUGCAGGAAAAGCACCCUUAGAAACAGAGGCUUUUGAGCUCAAUGAGACCCUACUGACUAGCUCAUUCAUUCGCUUCCCAAACCAGGGUUCCAAGGCGGGCUUUGGCAGUUCUGCUAACAUGAGCAUUAAAUUCCAUUAAAAAAUAUUUUAAACUGUAAUUUUAAAGUGCAUGCUCAGAUGCAUUGGAAGCUGGUAUUAAGGUGUUGGAGAUGACUUAUUUAGGAUUCUUCUGCCAUCUCCAUUUAAGAGGCCGCUUAGGUUGUGAAGAGAGCCCUUGAAUGAAAUACCUAAUUGGCUGGGUGUGGUGGCUCACACCUAUAAUCCCAACACUCUGGGAGGCUAAUGGAGGAGGAUUUCUUGAGGUCAG
Messenger RNA from Microcebus murinus (gray mouse lemur), 7203 nucleotides. The record is from RefSeq and is a predicted model, not a curated record. NCBI's taxonomy places the organism in Eukaryota, Metazoa, Chordata, Mammalia, Primates, Cheirogaleidae.